AUGUCCGAAAAUUUAAUAGACCAAUUGGAGGACAAUCUUAAAGAUUGUGUAAACUGCAUAGGUAAAAAAUUAGGCGAAGAAGAUCUUAAAGUAGUGACCGAUAAGUUCAUAGAAUGCUCACAACGAGUAGAAGACUACUUUCUUAAAUAUGGCAUAACGCAGAAUAAAGUCAAAAACAUUACUUAUGGCGAUGUAGCACAACUUAAAGAUGAACUUGAGAGAAAGGAGUUACUACUGAAACGUAAUUUAGAUAAAUUAACUGAAUAUCAGUCUACAUUAGAUCAGUUGCAUCAACAAGAUCUAACUAAAUGGAAAGAAUAG
This is a messenger RNA of Trichoplax adhaerens, 321 nucleotides long. RefSeq lists its product as uncharacterized. Bases 1 to 321 code for a protein of 106 amino acids. The transcript is spliced from 4 exons. Lineage: Eukaryota; Metazoa; Placozoa; Uniplacotomia; Trichoplacea; Trichoplacidae. The record is from RefSeq and is a predicted model, not a curated record.